UUUGUCUUGUGAAACAUUUUCCGGCAAUAAUAUUUAUUUAUGACCUAUUAAAACGUCUUUGCUUAAUUUUACUAUUAUUUAUGAUGUUUUAAAUAAUAUAUAUUACAGUGAGACAACUUUUAGUAUGGAGCUUACAUUCACAAAGGCGCGGCACCACCGCACGUUGAUGUGCGCUUUGGUUGCGUGCAACGUGGGCGCUCUCGUCAUCGCUAUAAACCUCGUCAUAGGACUUAAUCCGGAGGAUAGAAUCUCGGUGAAGCGUGGUGCAGUGCUAACUGCUCUGGGAUUAGUGUACUUCGUGACACUCUUCGAACUCUUCAACGUGGCCGCGCUGUUCACCGGCGCCGGUGCUCGAUUCCGACACAAGUACCGACUCAGCUGCGGAGAAGUACUCGAUAUAUCCAACAAAUUAGUAUCAGCGGUGCAGGCUGCAUUCUCGUGCGCGACUGGCGCAAUAGUGUGCGCGUGGUCAUGCACGCGGGACUUCAUGCGUUCCUCGCACUUUAUGUCUGAGGCAUAUGCAUGGUUCGGAGCAGCCUAUUUUUUCUACGAUAUUUGGUCCAUGUACAUGGUUUACGUGCAUAUGACAACGAAUAUUGACUAUUUCAAGACUAAGUUAAGACGUCCUUCCAAGUCGGAAGCAUCGCUCUCCUCAGGGGACGCGGUGGUCACGAAACGUCCCUCGUUUUUCACCUACUGUCGUCACGAGCCCGUCAUUCUGAUGCACCACCUCUUUAUCGGAGGAUUCGGAUUCCUCUUCAUAAUCUACCUGCGCGGCGGGCUGGGCGACUGCGCGUUCGGCUUCGUGUACCUGAUGGAGCUGUCGACGCCGCUGGUGUCGCUGCGCGGCGUGCUGUCGCGGCUCGGCCUCAAGCGCUCGCGCGCCUACGUCGUCAACGGGCUCGCCAUGCUGCUGGCCUUCCUCGCGUGCCGCGUGCUGGCGCUGCCCUACGCCUGCCUGCUCUACAGCCGCGCCGUGGGGCUGCCCUACUUCGACGCGUUAAAAUCAUUACCGACCGGUUGCAAGAUCUCCAUCGGCAUCCUUCUGCUGCCGCAGCUGUACUGGUUCUACCUCAUGUCGGUCGGCGCCGUCAAGGUGUUCCUCCGCAAGUCGGACAAGCCGCCGGCCGGCGACCGGACGUCCGGCAAGGUCGAUAAGUCGGCGGCGCAGUUCCCGGAGCUGUCGGCCGGCGACGCCGACAAGCGCAGUUGAUGUAAGCGCCGGCGGCACCGGAAGAGCGCCCAGCUCUGUCACUCCCAGUAGCCUUGCAUUCUGAUUGUCCAUUUGAUACUGUUAUUGUGACUUUGACACUUGACGAACUGUCGGUCGAUAGUUUCUCGACUGAACUCUCGACCGAUUGAGUCGCAACGUGCGCUAUCUUUAAUGGCUGUUAUAGGAUAUAUGAAUACAUUUUAAUUUAAAUUCCGGAUAGGUGAAUAACGGGGAUAACGAAUAUAUACGAACGUUUUAAAGGAUACGGCAAAUGCUUUUUAUACUUUUCUGUUACUGAAAUGAACGUCAUACCAAAGACAAGGGCUUCGAGCUUUACGAGAACCGUCGCACAAUUUUCGACUACAAGAUGACGCACAAUAAUACUUUUUUACCGUUAUAGUUAAAAUUAUUUCUUUGCAUUCAAACAAUCUCAUAUUAUUUCGAAUAACUUAUAAUAAAGCUACCUAAUUGGACUGUUUCGUGCAGAAAUGUUUCAACAUAGAGAGUUUAUAAACGAUAUUAAGAUUUAAAAAGAAAAAAAAAAAUAACGACAAUGCUUUUUUUUAUAUUAUUUUAAAGACUUUUCAUAACUGUAUUUUUUCAUAUAAAUGGUUGACUCUCUCAAAUCUUAAUAACGACAAUUAAUAAUUCUAUGAAUUAGAACAUUUCCACUCGACACAGUCCAGUUUAUUUAUUAUUUUCUCAAAGACGAAAAAAAUCUUUAAGAGUUAUAUUAGUAUAUAUUUUUGACGUUGAAGGAAAGGAGGGUUCUAUUUAUUAAUUCUAUUCAAUUUUAAAUCUGAAGGUGACUUUUUUCAUUUCGAUAUCGUUUCUACUUAAAUUUUAAGAUCGAUACGAAUAGAUGUCGUUUUGUUUGGCUAUCGUAUAUAUGUUAUAUAGUCUAUUACAAUGGCAGGAGGAGUAAAUAUAAACAAACCUUAGAUUGAAAUAAUAUCGAGUUCCUAUUAGCUCUGCUAUAUUAUGGACUACAAACAAUUCAUUAGAUUAAUAUUUAUUUAUUUAUAAUACGCUAUUCUUAAUUACUUUUAUCCACUUUAAUUUAUAUCAAAGUUCCGUUAACAUUUUCGUCAACAUGCAAAAUGAUAUUUUUUCAAGAUCCAUAAUUAGUACCUUAGAUUAUUGUAAAUCUCGACAAAUAAUGUCGUUUAAAUUCAAGGUCAAAGUUAUUUUUACUCCUCGUGCCAUUUGGAUGGACUAGUUACCUAUAACAUAACACUACAAGGUUUAUAAUUUAUAUUAAUAAUAUUUAUUUUAAUUUUAACUAUGUAUAAAUUAGUGUUUACCUAAAUGUAUCGGUGGUUUGAUGUUGUACUGUAUCUGCACGUCUUUGUAUAAUCUGUACUAUUCCUAAAACUAUUACUUUAUUACAAUAUAAUUUGUACGAAAUAAACAAUGGAAUUUAGUAUUCAUAUUAAAAUUAUUUAAAUGUUAUGACUGACGGAUUUAAUAUUUUGUACAAGUUGUGUUGAUAAUGACUAAGGCUCAGUGUACAUGGCGCCGCGACUGUGACCCGAUAAGAAUACACUGCAUACGGUCCGCAAUGCAUCCACGCCGCUGUUUUGCGUAUUACGUACAUGUAAAGCAUAAUGCAUGAAUAGCUGUUUUUGACAUUUUGAUACUUUUUUUCAGAAGAGUAUUAAUUUCAACCUUUUCUUCCCGGAAGAUUAAACUAAGACAUGCUUAUCACCGUUUUCGACGCAUGUUUGUGUUUUCGUAAUUGUGAAAUAUCAAAUUUUUUUCCAAUAAAUAUAAUUAAAAAGCGUGUCGUCUGGUUACGAUAAUAUUAUCCUACAUUAUCUGUGGUUUAUCUAAUCACGGGAUCUGCGAGUGUUUCGCGAUAUGGAUGCAGCUGUGACGAGGAUGUCUCUACUCACGGUAUUGCGGUCCGGCGAUGCAAACGCGGCGCCAUACAUACUAAGCCUAAACAGGAUGUCAGUAUUUGUAUUGCAUUUAUAUAUGCCUUCUGUUAAUUUUUCACUUCAUUUAAAACGGCCAAUGAUUUUUAUCUCUAAAAAGGUUACGCUUUGUUACAAUUACACAUUAAUCUGGUGUCAUUACAGGUCUAUUCAUUAACAAAGGCGCGCACCGUACUUUAAUUUAAAAAUAAAUAAUCUAAUUUGUAUUUUUUUUGCUGUCUUUACUCUUAGUCGUCUAACGCACACUAAGACGUACUGUAAGCUUGAGCGUCAUUCACCCAUACUAAAGCACAUCGAUGCUAGCCUAACGUGGAACAGCGCGUAUUCGUGAGAGAAUAGAUCUAUGUAUAAUAUUUAUUUAUUACGUUAUACAUAGAGGUAUAAAAACAUUGUUGUUAAAAUAUCUAUGUAAUGAAAAAAGAAAAAAAAUAUUCGGAAUUUAAGUUGGCCGGUCUAAAGUUAGGCUCUCUGAGACAUGUGAACGUGAACGUCUCGGAGAGCCCGCAUAUCAGCUUAAGAUUUCACGCAACAAUCAGUAAAAUAAACGAAAAUAGACCGCGUUAACGUUAUUGUAUCCUCGUAAUAUUCCCGUCGGAGGACGAUCGCUUACGACAUUGUCGUUCCUCCCACUCCUUCACGCGUAAUGGGCGUAAGGUUGGUUAAUUCUAUGAAUAUUUUAAUAACAAGCAAAGUUAUAGGCUUUCUUAAUAAACUUUGUUAUACAGGUAUUUAGUUAAACACUGAAAUCUCUCUUUCUCUCAUCACUGAUUGGACAUUUGAAAGAAUGAGACACAACAUUGUUUUACUAAUCACCUCAAUCACCGAACAUUUAUUGGUAAGACCGUAUAUGUUUGCAAUCACUAUAGACCGGACAACUUAGAUCGCGUGUAUUUCACUUCAUUGCGAAUAAAAGGGAGGUAAUCUACUUCCACUGGGUGUAAUUCUUUUUUUGAAUUUUUAUAAAUAACGAACUCUUCGUAAAGAUAAACGUCACAGGAAUGGCUUCGCAUUUAUUUCUUCGUUUAAUUUUAAGCUAUUUUAAAUCUCUUUAUCUUCCAAAAAAAUCAUCUCAUUAUAUCGAAUCUUACUUUAAAAAAUAUCUCUUUUGUCAAAAAUAUGUAUUCUUUAAAAGAAUUAUUAUAUUUUGUUUGUAUUAUUUAUUAUAUGUUAUAUAUAUAUAAAUUAUUUUCCUUUAGAAAUGGUGAAUUGGUGUAGAAGGAUAGGAGGUUAGGGAGCACUGGUAUAGUUGGUAUCGACACUAUAGUUGAUGUUAGUAUAGUUAAUGAAUGUUUUGAAUGGUGCUUACACAUUGACACUUAUAAAGGUAGUCGUCUAGUUAUUAGAAUUUAACGUUGCGAUAUUCGACCUUGCGUGGUUCGCGUAAGGAUCGAUAUCAAUUGGGUGUAACCUCAUUGUUGAUAAUGAGAAUUAAAGUUAUGACUUAUUGAUGAACUAUUACAAUUCGACACUCGGCAUUAAAUCAAAUUGUCACACAGACAAAAAAAAAA
Vanessa atalanta (red admiral) is the source of this 4658-nucleotide messenger RNA. RefSeq names its product ceramide synthase. The coding region runs from base 125 to 1213 and encodes 362 amino acids. Gene Ontology annotation, cellular component: membrane; endoplasmic reticulum. Gene Ontology annotation, biological process: lipid homeostasis. Lineage: Eukaryota; Metazoa; Arthropoda; Insecta; Lepidoptera; Nymphalidae. The record is from RefSeq and is a predicted model, not a curated record. The transcript is spliced from 7 exons.